Messenger RNA from Athene cunicularia (burrowing owl), 5372 nucleotides. Its product is annotated as thiamine transporter 2-like. The transcript is spliced from 7 exons. Gene Ontology annotation, molecular function: thiamine transmembrane transporter activity. The record is from RefSeq and is a predicted model, not a curated record. Gene Ontology annotation, biological process: vitamin transport; transmembrane transport. NCBI's taxonomy places the organism in Eukaryota, Metazoa, Chordata, Aves, Strigiformes, Strigidae. Gene Ontology annotation, cellular component: plasma membrane. The coding region runs from base 2804 to 4228 and encodes 474 amino acids.
GACAUGUACAUAGUCUUCACUAAACAGUAUCUUUUACUACUGCAGAACUGAGGGCAUGAUAUUCCCACCUGAAGAAAUGGCAACAAAAUCCAGCAGAGCAAGGACUAUUUUGUUUUACUUUUCCUUGUGAGUAGGAAUUUUCUUUUGAGUCAUUUAUUUAAAGAACUAGGUGCUAGUUCUGGACUAGAAGCUAACUGGAGUUUGGGUUUAGAUGAAAAAGAGGAACUUGAUAUUUCCAGCUCCAUGACCUCAGGCUGCCUUUGGUACAGAAAGUUAAAUAUUCCUCUCUCUAUAGCAUCUAACAAAAGGAAAGGAAUCCGCAACAUGUGAAGUUUUUGCUGUUAAUAAAAAAUAAUGGCAGUAGUAAGCUGCAGGAAAGGAGCUAGAAAAACUGGUAGAAAUAACCAUAAAAAUUCUUCCUUUCUGAAGUGGUCAGAGCUCACUGUCUUUUGUGUGUAUGGGAUGUCACUGAGGAGCAAAGGAACCCAGUAGACACAGUGUAUCUGUUUUGCAGCUGUAGAGAAUAAUACCUUCACAAAACACUUAAGACUUUAAAAUUUUAAAAAAUCUAUUGCUAUUCUCUCAAUUUUCCAAAAGAACAAUUCUGAGUUUGGAAGUUGUGGGGAGCGUUUAACAGGGGAGAGGAGAGGAAUUAGGGAAGGAGGAGGGCAGCUCUUAGGAGCAUUAGUAGGGACACGACACAUUGGAGGCAAAAACAACAGCAAGAGAAAGGUAAGGCCUUAUCUUACCCUCGGUUUUCAGCUGCAAAUUGCUGUUAACCUAGCAAUCAGAGAUUCCAUUCAAAACAGUAAGAUGCGCACAUCUGCCUGUGUGUUCACAUACAUACACACUCUUUGGAGAGGAGACAGUUGAGGCUUGGCAGGUUACAAGCAAGGCUGGAACCACAGGCUCUAGUUCUGCAGGAAAACGAAGCUGAACAAAUCCGCCUUUCCUUGCAGCUCUUAGUAUUAAGUACUUAUCUUUCUCCCAGCAUGAUAAAAGAUUCCAUGUAACUAUGAAAAUCCAGAGCUGAGUGCAUUGCUCCCCAUAGCUAAACCCCCUUCAAGCCAAUUGUAUCUUCAUAUUCUAAGCAAGCAGGUAUUAACCAAACACUCUGCAGGAUACCAGAGAAAGGCCAGUCAGCAGUCACCUUUCAGCAGGCUCGUAGACCUACCCAGCAGCAUCUUCCCUGUGGUUCUUUUCCUUUCUCAGAAGCCAUAGGUAAAGAAAAGAGAAUGAAGUACAGAGGCAAGCCUGGCUUCUCUGAACACUUGCCUGCCUCAUUGCACUACACACUUGAAGCAGCACGAGAUGUUUCCAUGCAUGUAGAACAAGACCAGGCUGUGUCCAGCUCACAAAGCUGCGCUGGGUAGCACAUGGGCACCAUCCUGCCAGGGCUACACCAUUUGCUCCCAAUGUCAACACAGGCUUCAGGGUCAGCUCCAUCCUCUGAGGAACCUUGGAAGAUGUAGGGAGUCAAGUCUAAAAGAACUGAGUAAAGAAAAGCAAAGAAGCAUCAUUUUCUCUGAAGCAGUUGUUCUGAUUUUUUAGCUUAAAACCUAGAUUUAGAAUCUAUCUAGAUCUUCUUGUCCAUUUGCCCUUAAGUGCAGAUUAGUCCCUAUAUAGAAGUAAUUCUUGGCCAACUAACAGUAUGAGGUGUUCGAUGUCCUACCUCCCUGCGCUCCCAGCAAAGCCAGGAUAGUCAGGAGACACCAUGAGCCCAGAGGCCGCUGCACUAUGUGCAGGGGAGGGUCAGCAUCAGCCCAGACUGUAAAAUGGGUGCUGUGUCUUAUCCGUGAGUCAAAGACCAAAGCUUUUAAAGGUAUUUAUUAACACAAAAAUGCAGUCAAGUGAUUGCUUCCUUGUUGUUAGUUUUUAUUAAUCAUUAGCUACUGUGAGUCUUAAAACUUUAUCUUAAAUUAGAACUCAGACUGCUGACAAAACCUGUAAAGGAAGAAGCUUUCUCUGCAACCCAUGGACAAGUCCUGCAAGCAAGAAGAGCUGUAAUGAAUUACUAUUAUUAAAUUUUGUAAAUAUUUUACCAAGUUUAGAAAGAAUUUUUAGGAAACAAAAAGACACAGAAAUUUCUUACUACCUCCAAUCCUAAGAGGUGGUUUCCAACUUCUCUUCCAGAAGACAGAAAGUCAACCUAGGAGGAAAUUGCACACGAAUCCACAGCAAAUACACCACAGCCACAGCUUUGACAGGAACAGUGGAACUGACUUUCUAACACAAAACAAGUAAAAUAAGCUUAAAACCCACAAAUCUCUUUAGACUUCUUUUUGCUGUUAACUACGUUGAAGAAACAAGUCUCAUUCAUCACUUUCAAAUGUGAAGUCAAGAUUCCUUGUUUCUAAGUCUGAGCAGGUACCACGAGCAGAUAGAUUCUGCAUCUUUCUUUACCCACUGAAAUGACUGGAGUGCAAGAAAUAUGAUGAGUAUUAAAGCAUUUUGAAGAAAACAAGUUCCCAAUAGGUUGUGAGCUGGCUGAUGGCUUUUAUUGUCUACAGAAAGACUUGCACUUCUAUUGUUCCACUUGGCACGCAGGCUGACAACAGAAAAAAAAGCCUCAUUGAACAUGCUGAGAAUGAGCUUUAAUCUCACAGUUUGCCUACUCAUUUAUUCGGAAAUGAGACUGUAAUGGAACUUUAUUAUUCCGUUACGAUACAUCCACUCACUUCUAAGUAUGUCAUUAAGAACAACCUUUGAUAGACAAUACAGAGACUGGAGUUUAUCACCACCAGCACCUUGAUCCAAGUUGUUCAUUUACAAGCUGCAUCUGUGAUCACUGGCAGGGUAGACUAUGGAUUGCUGGAAGGGAGCCAUAGGCCAGAGCUGGAUUUAUCCCACGCUGAUCAUCUGUGCGAAUGGAUUUCUCUCCACCAUGAGGCCAUCAGAAUCUUUUCUCACUCCCUAUCUAACUGGACCAGACAAAAACCUAACAAUUGAAGAGGUUACCAACCAGAUUUUCCCAGUGUGGACAUACUCCUACCUUGCACUCCUUUUCCCAGUCUUCCUGAUUACAGACUACAUGCGCUACAAACCCGUCCUCCUCCUCCAGGGCAUCAGCUUCGUCAUCACGUGGCUCUUGCUCCUCUUCGCACACGGAGUGGCGGCCAUGCAGGUGGUGGAAUUCUUCUACGGGAUGGUGACAGCCACCGAGGUCGCCUAUUACGCCUACAUCUACAGUGUCGUCAGCACCGAUCGCUAUCAGAGAGUGACGAGCUAUUGCAGGAGUAUCACGCUUGUUGCAGCCACCAUUGCCGCGGUGCUGGGGCAGCUGCUGGUUUCCUUAGCAGGUGUAUCCUACUUUCACCUGAACGCCAUUACUUUGGCUUCCGUGUCCCUGGCAUUGGUGUGCUCCUUUUUCCUCCCAAUGCCCCAAAAGAGUAUGUUCUUCCACAGGAAAGAUGUCUCGGAAACUCUCCCGGGACCAGAUAAAGCUGCGGCUACAGGCGGCACCGACGGGCCACCGAGCCGCCCAGAGGACAAGAGCUCUGCAUCUGCUGACAGGGCACCGGCACCCGAGCAGCAGGCUGAGAAUGCCAAACCCCAGAGUCACAUGCUCAGAGUACUGGUGCAGCUGGGCAGGGACCUGAGGGAUUGCUACAGCUCUAGGAAACUUCUGUACUGGUCCCUGUGGUGGGCUCUGGCUACAGCAGGCUUUAACCAGGUUCUGAAUUACAUCCAAGUGCUGUGGGACUUCAGAGCCCCCUCUCACAGCUCUGCAGUGUACAACGGAGCCGUUGAAGCAAUAGCAACUUUUUUAGGUUCAGCAACAUCCAUGGCAGUUGGAUGCAUCAAAAUAAAUUGGGACCUUUCUGGAGAACUGACUUUGGGAAUUUUCUCUGCAAUGGAUGCUGGUUCUCUGUUUCUCAUGCACUUUACUGACAACAUCUGGGCAUGUUAUGCCGGUUACCUUGCAUUUAAAGCAUGCUAUAUGUUCCUUAUAACAAUAGCAACGUUUCAGAUCGCUGUCAAUCUAAGCAUGGAGCGUUAUGCUUUGAUGUUUGGCUUCAACAACUUUGUUGCAGUGGUGAUUCAAACAAUUUUAACUGUUGUUGUUGUAGAUUCAAAAGGUCUGGGCCUGGAUAUCAGCACCCAGUUUCUCAUUUAUGGCAGCUACUUUACAUUCAUAUCUGGAAUUUUCCUGAUUAGAAGCAUAUACACCAUUAUCUCCAUCAAAUGCAGAAAUACCAGUGGAGCUGGUGAAAACACUAAUCAUUAACCACAGAGACAAAAGGAAUGGUUGCAAGCAGCAGUACAGAAGGCUGCAUCAUCUGAACAACGAAUUAGGAGAAACACACUGCUCAAUCAAGCAAGACUGGUCAAUAGUGAAACAAGCUGUUUAAGCGCCUACAGCAUAAAGUGCUUUGUCAACAGGAUGAUGCAUUUUGCCCAUUUUCUUCACCAGUAGUUUAACAGCAAACAAUCUUCUAUUUCAACCCAAGUUUAGUGAUCUGACACCGAAAUAUCUAUUGAUGCUCAGUGAGCACAAAUACAUACAGGUGCCUGAACCUCACAACAGAAGAGCUUAUAGAACACAACCUUUGAACUUUCACUUCUACUGAGUAUUUCAAUUACAGGCAGUUUCGUCAUAGACUUAAGACCUUCAAACAUUCCUGGGGAAUCUAAAGAAGCAGUUGCCCCAUAGUAGCACAGUGAUCUGUUGGAAAGUUUGCCACAGAAGUCUCUUGAAAACUUUUUCAAUUUCAAAAAUACUUUUUCAAUUGGAAGUUGUGACACAUUUUUAAAGCAAGUUAACAAACAUCAAUAAACCUUUUUUUUCCUCAAAGACAGUACUUCAGGAUGUUCAAAGGUGGAUUACUAUAAUGCUAUGUAGCAUAGCAAUACUGCCACUUUAGUUUACAAAUGGCCAAAUGCAGUCUUUUCAGAUCCCUCACAGACAACGGACUCAGAAAUCUGAAGUUACAGAACUGUAAGGAAAACAUCAUUAUAUACAGGUAAACUGCUACUGAUGCAGUGACAGCUUAACUGUGAGUUUGUACAAAUACAAGACACUAACCUUCCCUUUGAGUGUCUGCCUCGAUAAGCACAUGCAUUAAUUAUGUCUGACAACUACCAUGAUCCACACACACUUAUCUUUGAAACCAGAAGAGCUCCUGAAAUACUUUUUUAAGCCAUGGGGAGACCCUUCAACUUCUAUACAAGGCAGUCUUAAACAAUACAACUAAAAGUUUAGAUAUAACUAAAGCUAAUUAGGGAAUAUUCUUUCAACUGUGUUCAGUAGUUUCCACUUUGGAGUAAACUAUAUUAGACAGCAGCAAAUUCCAUCGUGUUCCUUCACAACUUACAGAUUUCCCAAGAGUCAGAGUAACUGAUGAUUCCCCCAAUUCAGCAAUCAAAAAAGU